This is a messenger RNA of Chanos chanos (milkfish), 4021 nucleotides long. RefSeq names its product aldehyde oxidase 5 (gene aox5). Gene Ontology annotation, molecular function: iron ion binding; oxidoreductase activity; 2 iron, 2 sulfur cluster binding. The transcript is spliced from 35 exons. NCBI's taxonomy places the organism in Eukaryota, Metazoa, Chordata, Actinopteri, Gonorynchiformes, Chanidae. Bases 1 to 4011 code for a protein of 1336 amino acids. The record is from RefSeq and is a predicted model, not a curated record.
AUGUCUUCUCCAUCUCUAUGCAGUGAGCUAAUUUUCUAUGUCAACGGCAAAAAGAUAGUGGAGAGGAAUGCAGAUCCAGAGGAAAUGCUUUUGGGCUACCUCCGCAGAAGAGUUGGGUUGAUGGGGACUAAAUAUGGCUGUGGAAGUGGAGGCUGUGGCGCUUGCACGGUGAUGCUGUCCAGAUACGAGCCCUUAUGUGACGCUGUGCUACACUACUCUGUGAAUGCUUGUCUUCUCCCCAUUUGCUCUCUGCACGGCCAAGCUAUAGUGACCGUGGAGGGUAUUGGUAGUACCAAGACCAAACUCCACCCAGUUCAGGAGCGUAUAGCAAAGGCCCAUGGUUCUCAGUGUGGUUUCUGUACUCCGGGCAUGGUUAUGUCCAUGUACACAUUGCUGAGAAACCAGCCUCAACCCACCAUGGAGGACAUCAGAGAGGCUCUUGGUGGCAAUCUCUGCCGUUGCACUGGGUACCGCCCAAUCAUUGAUGGCUUCAAGACAUUCUGUGAAGCAUCAGCCUGCUGUCAGAAUGGGGAAAGUGGAAGGACUUGCUGCAUGGAAAACAUCAACACAGUCCGUAAUGAUAUGUCUGAGGAGCUGUUUAACAUGGAUGAUGCCCUGCCCCUCGACUCCUCUCAGGACCUCAUCUUCCCACCACAACUCACCCUCAUGGCAAGAAAGCAAGGAGAUGGUCGGCUGUGCUUCCAAGGAAACAGAGUUAAGUGGAUUUCCCCAGCAGAUCUGAAGGACCUUGUGAAGUUAAAAGCUGAAUAUCCAGAUGCCCCUUUGAUGGUGGGAAACACAGAUAUAGGUCCCAAGAUGAUUGUGAAGGGAGUUCUUCACCCCCUGAUCAUCUAUGGUGGGAGGAUCUCUGAACUGAGAACAAUAAAAUGGGGAAAUAAUGGGGUGACAGUGGGGUCAGCAUGCAGUCUGUCUACACUGAAGGAAGUCUUGCAGACUGCAGUUAGUGAGUUGGACCCAAACAAGACCAGAGUGUACCAGGCCCUUCUUCAGCCCCUGCUCUGCUUGGCAGGGAAGCAAAUACGCAACAUGGCAACAAUAGGGGGCAAUGUCCUGAGUGCUAACCCCAAAUAUGACCUGAGCAGUAUCCUAGCCGCAGCUGAGUGCAAGCUGCAAGUCAUCUCCAAAGGUGGAACGAGAGAAGUGAUUUUGAAUGAAGAAUUCUUUACUGGCUUUGGUAAAACUGUGCUCCAGCCCAGUGAGAUUCUGCUGUCUAUUCACAUCCCACUUUCCAAACCAUGGGAGUUUGUGUCAGCAUUCCGGCAGGCCCAGCGCAGAGAAUUUGCCUUCUCCAUGGUGAAUGCAGGCAUGAGGGUGGCCUUCAAGGAGGACACCGCUGUGGUGGAGGAGAUAGAUGUGUUUUAUGGAGGGCUGGGACCCACGUUGGUCAAAGCCGGGCGAACAUGCAAGGAACUUGUAGGACGUUCCUGGGAAGAGAAGCUCUUAUCUGAUGCAUGUCGGCUACUGCAGGAGGAGGUCGGUUUGUGCUCCUCUGCCCAUGGAGGAAGAGUGUCCUUCCGGAACACUCUUGCCCUCAGCUUCUUCUACAAGUUCUACAUGCAAGUGCUACUAGAGCUGAAAAGCAGGGGGGUGGAUGUCUGCGAUGUACCUUUGGAGUAUCUAAGUGCACUGAAACCCUUUAAAAAUGAAGUUCCACAAGGCAAGCACUCCUUCCAGCUUGUGCCAGAGAUCCAGUCCUCCAUGGACCCCGUGGGCCGUCCCAGUAUGCAUCGGGCCGCAUACCAGCAGGCCACUGGAGAGGCUCAGUACUACGAUGAUAUUCCCCCAGUCAAAGGAGAGCUUUUUGUAUCCAUGGUAACCAGCACCAGAGCACAUGCCAAGAUCAUCGCAAUAGAUGCAUCAGUAGCCCUGACAAUGCCUGGAGUGGUCACGUUCAUCUCUGCAGGAGACGUCCCGGGUCAGAACCGUAGACUCUGGUUCAAUAAUCCUGAGGAGCUGUUUGCUGAACAGGAGGUGAUCUGUGUUGGGCAGAUUAUAGGAGCUAUAGUGGCAGAGACAAGAGAACAGGCAAAGAGAGCAGCAGACAAGGUUCAGGUCACCUAUGAGGACCUGCUCCCAGUCCUUUUAACAAUACAGGAGGCAAUUGAACAUCAGUCCUUUUUCCAUCCCAUAAGGAGGCUUGAAAGAGGAAACGUGGAAGAAGGGUUUGGAAAAGCAGAGAACAUCCUGGAAGGGGAGAUGUAUAUGGGAGGCCAGGAACAUUUCUACAUGGAAACUCAAGGCCUGAUCGCUGUGCCCAAGGGGGAGUCUGGGGAGAUGGAUCUGUAUGUGGCCAGUCAGCAUGCUGCAUAUACUCAGGAGGUUGUGGGUAUCACUCUAGGAGUGCCCUCCAAUAAGAUCACGUGCCACGUGAAGCGGCUGGGUGGAGGGUUUGGAGGAAAGGUCAUGAAGAUUGCCACUCUGUCUGCUAUCACUGCCACGGCCGCACACAAGACAGGCCGGGCAGUGAGGUGUGUUUUAGAGCGUGGAGAUGACAUGUUAAUCACUGGGGGCCGACACCCAUUUCUGGGGAAAUACAAGGUUGGGUUUAUGGAUGACGGCACAGUUCUAGCGGCUGACAUUACAUACUACAGCAAUGGAGGAUGCACCCUGGAUGAGUCCACAUUUAUCAUGGAAAAAGCUUUGCUCCACAUGGACAACGGCUAUAGGAUCCCUCACCUGCGUGGGCGGGGCUUUGUGUGUAAGACCCACCUACCCUCAUACACAGCGUUCCGAGGCUUUGGUGGGCCACAGGGUCUGACCAUCAUAGAAAGUGUACUUCAUGAGGUGGCAGUCAAGUGUGAUCUACCUGCAGAAAAGGUCAGGGCCAUUAACAUGUACAGAGAUGAGGAGUCGUACACCCACCACAAGCAGGUCUUUUCCCCACGCAACAUGAUAUGCUGCUGGGAGGAAUGUCUCGAGAAGUCUGAGUAUCGCAAGCGUCUUUCUGCCAUCGAGGAAUUCAACUCCCUGAACCACUGGAAGAAGAGAGGCAUCGCAGCUGUUCCUCUCAAAUUUGGCAUUGGUUUCUCCAAGGGUUUCUAUAACCAGGGUGCGGCAUUGGUCAACAUCUAUAAAGAUGGAUCAAUUCUGGUGUCUCAUGGAGGGACAGAGAUGGGACAAGGGAUUAACACCAAAGCCAUACAGAUUGUCAGCCGUAUUCUGAAGGUCCCCAUGUCUUUAAUCCACAUUAAGGAGACGUGCACAGGAAAUGUGCCCAACGCAGCCCCAUCUGCGGCAUCUUUUGGCACAGACGCUGUGGGCAUGGCUGUGAAGAACGCUAGUGAGAAGCUCAGGAGUCGUCUGGAGCCUCUCAUUGAGAAACAUCCAAAAUACACCUGGCCUGAGCUGGUGGUUGAAGCAUAUUGCCAAAAGAUCAGCUUGUCUGCAACAGGUUUCUUCAUGGGUCCCCACACCAGCGUGGAUUGGGAGAAGAGUGAGGGGCCAGCCUACUAUUACUUUACCUAUGGUGCAUGCUGUUCAGAAGUGGAGAUCGACUGUCUAACUGGGGACCAUAAAAACAUUAGAACUGACAUUGUUAUGGAUGUUGGUAGAAGCCUUAAUCCUGCACUGGACAUAGGACAGAUAGAGGGAGGCUUUGUCCAGGGGAUUGGACUUUACACCAUUGAGGAGCUGCAGUUUUCUCCGGAUGGAGUUCUUCUGACGCGUGGGCCAUCUCAGUACAAGGUUCCGGCUCUCUGCGAUGUCCCUCCCCAGUUAAACGUGCAUUUACUCGCCAAUGCACGCAAUCCACACGCCAUCUACUCCUCAAAGGGUAUUGGUGAGCCUCCAGUUUUCUUUGGCUGUACCUUAUUUUUUGCCAUUAAAGAGGCCAUUGCAGCAGCGCGGAGAGAAAGAGGGCAGAGCAACAGUUUCCCACUCUCCUCCCCCGCCACGGCGGAGAAAAUCCGCAUGGCCUGCCAGGACCGCUUCACCAGCAUGGCAACAUCAGCUGAAAAAGGACCCUGUAUUCCAUGGACCAUCAAUGUGUGAGCCAAUCAGG